UCACUCCUGCUGAAGUUGACUUCAGAGAGAGAUCGUGUUUACGGUUAGUGUACGGCGGUAUGGCACAGAGUCAGACCUGCUCUCAAAGCAUGGGAGCGUAUUACUGCCUCGUUCGCAGGAGGUUCAAGAGAAGACGCAAAAAACGAUCCGAACGCAAAGGCAUCAUCAGCAUGACAAUGAAUGAAGGAGCCGGUGGGCGGCCCAGGGGGCAGCAGAAGCUCUGCAGUCUGGAUGUGGAUGAAGAGAAACGCAUGAGUUCGUGUAGCAUGGACGUUAAAGAAAACCGCAACCUGGACAACCUCUCCUCCAAAGAAGUGCUGGGGGAGGGGCCUCACUUAGCUAAUGGAAACGCUCGGGGAUUGAGCAGGAAACGCCCUCUGGAGGAGGGCAACAAAGGCCACGGGCAUUCCAAAUUCCGGCCCAAGAAGCGCAGGAAACCGCAAGGGCCAGUCUUGCCGAAAAAUGCUCUCAUGCAACUGAACGAAAUCAAACCGGGACUGCAGUACAAACUUCUGUCUCAGACGGGGCCGGUACAUGCACCUGUGUUCAUUAUGACCGUUGAGGUUAAUGGACAGUUAUUUGAGGGCUCAGGCCCAACGAAGAAGAAAGCCAAACUGAAUGCGGCCGAAAAAGCGCUACGCUCUUUCGUUCAGUUUCCCAAUGCAUCCGAAGCUCACCUCGCGAUGGGCCGAACGCUGACUGUUAACGCAGACUUCACCUCAGAUCAAGCAGAUUUCCCAGACAUGCUAUUUAAUGGAUUUGAGACACCCGCACCACCUGAAGACCCCUUCUACCUGAGUCUUGGCAGCAAUGGGUGUCUCUGCUCCCUAAACGAAUUUCCUCUGCCCGUGGCGCUGAAAAACAACAACAGGUCAUAUCCUCCUCUCCAACUACCCCCUGCACUCACAACGCCCCCUACAGGCAGUGGCAAAAACGCUGUGAUGAUCCUAAAUGAGCUUCGGCCAGGACUGAAGUAUGAGUUUGCGGCUGAGAGCGGUGAAAGCCAUGCCAAGAACUUUACAAUGGAAGUUACCGUAGAAACUCAGAUGUUCCAAGGCUCCGGACGGAAUAAAAAGCUGGCGAAAGCGAGGGCGGCCCAAGCAGCUCUGUCUGGACUUUUUAACAUGCAACUGGACCAGACACCAUCCCGACAGCCAAUCCCCAGAGAGGGACUUCAGCUGCACCUGCCUCAGGUCCUUGCGGAUGCUGUUUCUCGUUUAGUUGUGGAAAAGUUCAGUGAGCUGACGGAUAACUUCACGUCUCCACAUGCACGGCGGAAAGUCCUUGCGGGUGUUGUCAUGACAACUGGUACGGAUGUGAAGGAUGCUCAGGUAAUUUGCGUCACCACGGGAACCAAGUGUAUAAAUGGGGAGUACAUGAGUGAUCGGGGACUGGCCCUUAACGACUGCCAUGCUGAGAUCAUCGCACGUCGCUCCCUCAUCAGAUACCUGUACAGUCAGCUGGAAUACUUCAUUAGCAACAGCACUGAGGAACAUGAGAAAUCCAUAUUCAGAUGGUGUAGUGAACAUGGCUACCGGCUAAAAUACGAUAUUCAGUUCCAUCUGUAUAUCAGCACAUCGCCCUGCGGAGACGCCCGGAUCUUCUCCCCUCAUGAGGCUGGUGCCGAGGACCAAGGUGACCGACAUCCAAACCGCAAGGCCCGCGGACAACUGCGAACCAAGAUUGAGUCUGGAGAAGGUACAAUACCCGUUCGUACGAGUAACACCAUUCAGACCUGGGAUGGAGUGUUGCAGGGAGAACGACUGCUAACCAUGUCGUGUAGUGACAAGAUUGCCAGAUGGAACGUGAUCGGAGUCCAGGGGUCUCUUCUGAGUCACUUUACAGAACCCAUCUAUUUCUCCAGUUUAAUUUUGGGAAGUCUGUACCACGCCGACCAUCUUUCCAGAGCCGUGUACCAGCGCAUUGCAGACAUGGACGAUUUUCCCAAACCAUUUGCCCUCAACAGACCUCUUCUUAGUGGUAUCAGUAACACAGAAGCAAGGCAACCUGGGAAAGCUCCCAACUUCAGCGUCAACUGGACAGUCGGAGAUCAGGGGUUGGAGAUCAUUAACGCCACCACAGGAAAAGAUGAUCUCGGAAGACCGUCUCACCUCUGUAAACACGCCCUCUACAGUCGCUGGGUCUGUCUACAUGCCAAGCUCAGUGAAACUCUGGGGAUCCAAGGAUCUCGGCAAGGCUCCUACCAUGAGGCAAAACAAGCAGCAGUGGAAUAUCACGCGGCCAAACAGACUCUCUUCAAAGCUUUCUACAAAGCGGGACUUGGUGCAUGGGUUGAAAAACCCAUCGAACAAGACCAGUUUUCCCUUAACUCUUAAGAUAAACUGAGAGAAAAGGAUUGUCAGCAAGAGAUCUUUUGUACAUUUCCAUGGAAUGCAAGGUUUUAAUCUAACCUCCAUAGUAUUUAUUUAUUUUUUUGCCUCUGUUAUUACUGAGAAUUGCUUGGUUUCUUUUAUCUGUUAAAAACAUGGUCGUGUUCACUCAAAAAAUGGCUGGGUUAAACACCGCUGAAAACUUGGCACUGGGUAAAAGAUGGAAAGUACCUUGCGCUAAACCAACCCAGGUGGCUUGCACGGUUAAUCACAUUGACUAUAAUGCUGGCUUAAUUUUACCUCAGAAUGAUUUUUAAUUUAAAUUAAAUUUACCAAGGAGGUUCCCCACAAGAAGUUUUCUCACAGGAGAGGAGACAAACUGAUCUAUAUUAUGGUUGCUAUAAACCAGCAGCUUGGUUGCACAAAAAUACACAACAUUAUGAAAAUAACUUGAGAUGCACAAUACAAAAUGUAAUGAUAGAGAUAUCUG
Molecule: messenger RNA, 2820 nt
Organism: Sinocyclocheilus anshuiensis
Lineage: Eukaryota; Metazoa; Chordata; Actinopteri; Cypriniformes; Cyprinidae
Product: double-stranded RNA-specific editase 1-like
Exons: 11
Coding region: 60-2336 (758 amino acids)
Biological process (GO): adenosine to inosine editing; RNA processing
Cellular component (GO): nucleolus; cytoplasm
Molecular function (GO): double-stranded RNA adenosine deaminase activity; adenosine deaminase activity; double-stranded RNA binding
Source: RefSeq, a predicted model, not a curated record